Molecule: messenger RNA, 1962 nt
Organism: Exophiala aquamarina CBS 119918
Lineage: Eukaryota; Fungi; Ascomycota; Eurotiomycetes; Chaetothyriales; Herpotrichiellaceae
Exons: 3
Coding region: 1-1962 (653 amino acids)
Biological process (GO): reciprocal meiotic recombination
Source: RefSeq, a predicted model, not a curated record
AUGCCAUCCCAACCUCUUUCAACCUUCUCUUCGUCUCUACCUUCUUCUUUGUGUCUCCCACUAACCAAGUUCUCCUAUGCCACCGUCUCCAAUGAGAACAUCGUUCCGAUCCCAUGGAUUCAUCUCUCCAGCAAGAACAGUCUUUUUGCCCUUUUCGAUACAAGUCCAACCCUGCUGGACAAUGGGCAGGUUGAGGAUCGCCAGAAGUUAAAGGUCUUGCGGGACCCAGAAAUCAUGGAAGAAAUCGAUCUUUAUGUGCUGGCUAAAGAAGCUCACCGCUCCAUGAACACCGCCCCCACCUCGUUGCUAGAUGCCCAGGUCCCCCAGGUUACCAUCAUUGUCAAAGUACCCAACAUUGCCAUCAAAUAUCCCAUGCCCAAUGGACAGAUCCGAAGGUUUCAAAUGCGGUUUGCUACCAACGAGCACUACUAUGAUGCCAUGAAAUCUCUCUCCCGUGCUGAUGUUCCAACCGUCGAAGCCGGUUCUUUCCCUGCAACCAAGCAGCCGCCGGCCCAAAAUCAGCCUUCCAAUAUUCUACCCGAUGACUCGGCUUCGCAAAUCGGUGUACCCAAUACCAAAUGUGGUACUCGGUCCUAUGCCAACAGAGCCCCUCUCGCAUCUGAGAUGAACCCCGGGCCGCAUCCACCACUUAUCUCAACUCUAAGUUCAGCACCUACAGUUCAUAACAUGCCACCACCCAAUUUUCGUUCUAACGAUCAUUCUGUCGGUCAGCUGCCCACGAUACAGAACACGAGAAACCCAAUCAGUGGGAAUCACUCCAACCUCUCCUCUACCACUGGCACUACUCUCGUCCCAACCAUCAGUGCAUUGAGCUAUCGGGCCGACGGCACCCUUGGGUAUAUAGGGAUGAUGCCUCACUCGGGGACGAACCAUGCUGUCUCAGGGCAGACGGGUACAGACCGAUAUGAUAUCCCGCGGCCAAGCACCACUCACUCGGCGGAUCAAAAAGCGAGUCUUCUGCUUCCUCCGAGAAGAGAGCUUCCAUUUCCCACACAAAAGCCCUCGAGCGCGGUGAAGCCUCCCAAUGAGGUUACCACAACAGCCACUGGAAUGACUGAACCGAGGAGCAACAGUUCCCGAGAUUGGGCAAUUGAAAACCCCGGAAUGAGUGGCGGCCCAGACCAGGAUCUGACACCCUCCAUCCCCGCCGCUAAAUCUAAGAGAGCAGCCGCUAAGACUGCGACCAAGACUCCAGCGAAGAAGCCUCGAGUUGCUCCUACUCGUAAGAAGCCUGCUGCCAAAAAACCUGCCAAGAAUAAUACCACGAUCUCUUCUAUUGACGAACAUCUUCAGCGGCCAGAAUUAGGACGCAUGACUCGUUCGCGUAGUAUCCUCACUGCGCAAACAUCGAACCAGACCAUGAAUCAACAAUCGAAAGAUCCAGUCGGAGAUUCUAGGAGUGCAAGCAUUCCGGCACAGGCAUCCCGUGUCCGCGACAGAAACAAGCAUGACGUCGAUUUUGCGAACAGGAAACUAGUUGUGCAGGAUCUUGAGAUCCAAGGAACACCAAAGGAUGUUGGUCACGCAUUUCCGUGCACUCCAGCGGAUCAGAUCAUCCAGACACAUACUCCAAGGCCCGCUGCAGUGGCUGCCGACCCAGUUUCUCCGAGUAAGCAGGUACAUAGGCACGAAGAGCAAGCUCAGACAAUCCCAGCCAGAUCUUUCUCCAUCGACCACCAAUCCACCCCUGAUAGAGCUCCUACUGUCGUUCACACAUCAGAUGCAGAGAAAAACGAACUCGCCCACGGCUCACCUUUCGCCAACUCUGAUGCCAGUCUCCGAGCCUGGGCAACUUUACCACCCGAGAUCCGCAACCCAGCGUUGAGAGAUUUCGUAUGUCAAUCUAUCAUGCAGCCGAGUUUUGUUGAUUUAUGCAAGGCGUUGGAGAAUGUUUGGGAAACUACGCUAUUGGAACCCAGGCUGAGGAACAGGAACACUUGA